Cyprinodon tularosa is the source of this 1731-nucleotide messenger RNA. Its product is annotated as cell surface glycoprotein CD200 receptor 1-A. Gene Ontology annotation, biological process: regulation of neuroinflammatory response. The coding region runs from base 239 to 1132 and encodes 297 amino acids. The transcript is spliced from 7 exons. The record is from RefSeq and is a predicted model, not a curated record. NCBI's taxonomy places the organism in Eukaryota, Metazoa, Chordata, Actinopteri, Cyprinodontiformes, Cyprinodontidae. Gene Ontology annotation, molecular function: signaling receptor activity.
GGGCAGAUGUUUGAGUGGAAAGCAGUAUUGGAGAGGGGGAAGAGAAAGAAGAAGGGAGGGAUUAGUUUAGUCACAAAUCUUAUUUAUAUGCCUCAUGUCUUGAGGUGUAGGAAUGAUUCUUGUCUUGGGUAGAUGAGGCGGAGGAGCAGCUUUAGUCUAACUCAAAGUGAAGUGACAGAUCACGAACAGAGCAAGCACAGGAUCUUGGCUUGAUGCGAUGCUUUGAAGAACUUGAGACAUGAUGUGGAUUUAUUUCUUCUUCUUCUUUUUGACUGAAUCUUGGAGCCUGUCUGGAGGAACUAACACCACUAUGAUCUCAAAUACAACUACUCCAGUUGUGAAGUAUUAUGUUGACAGGAAGGAAGUCUACAAUCAUGGGAGUAACGUGAUUCUAACCUGCAGCAAUAAGACAUGGAACGAGAUACUAUAUGUUAUCUGGAACAUUAAAGUGAAACGCAAAGCCUGCACGAUUUCAUUCAGUAAUGAUGGCCAAAGUGUUGAUAACUGCACUGAUGGAAAGUCUCUCAAAAACAAUUCAAUUGGUCAAUCAUACUUGAAUAUCCCAAACUUUUCAGCCAAUGAUGUUGGGGUUUACAUGUGCGAAUCAGUGUACCAUGGAGGAAAUGAAUAUUAUAAUAUUAAAGUGGCUGUCACAGCUCCUCCUCGUGUGUCUGCCUGGUUAGAGUAUAGGGGUAACAAGAUGGUGGCCGUUUGCAGAGCUGAGAGCGGGAAUCCUGCUGCCAACAUCAGCUGGAGUCCUGCAGGAAAUGAUUCAGUGACAAAGAAACAAGACCCAGAUGGAUUUGUAACAGUGGAAAGUCAGCUGGAGCUCCCUGAGAACGUGGAUAGAGAGAACCUGACAUGUAUUAUCCGGCACCAGUACUGGGAUCAGGAGGAGAUUUUGGUACCAGAACUCAGAAAAGCAUAUCUUUGGAGUUGGAUCCUCAUCCCCGUUAUCGGGGUCAUUUUUGUGAUUUUGGCAGCUUUUUCUGCUUUGGUAAUGAAGAAAGUUGUAUCUUUAAGACAAUGUCAAAAUACAGACACACCAUCGAAAUCACCCUCGGCAGAGGAGGUGGAGGAAGUGGAGCCUUAUGCUAGUUACGUUCAACGUGUCAACUCUAUAUACAACUAGACUGCUGAUGCGUUAGCAAAGAAUUCCAUUCGAUGCAACACAAUUGCACAUUGAAAUGCACAUCUAGGGACUUUGUGAGAAAGCGAGGGCUGUGAAACUGAGAAUUGGUAAAGUAGUAAAAAAAAAAGAAGUGAGCAGAGAUCAAAAGCUUCCGGUAAGAGAGGGAAGCCUCUUGGUUCAAAGCCGUCCAACAAGCAGCACAUACUGAUGGAACAGGGGAUGUACCAGGUGUUACUUACAGGCUCCCAUUCACCGUAUAUUCUGCCCACUGGUCUCUGUGAGUGGGUAUCAUGGAGAACUUUAAUAAUUACUACAGAUGUGAUGAACCAACGGACUGGAAUAAAUCUGCAAGCCACAUGGAGACCACAGUGAUUACUAACCACUUUGGAUGUUGAUUGUAAAUAUGUAGAAUACUAUAAUUAUUUAUGAACUGAUAGGAAAUUCCACAUUUUGGGAGAUAUACUCAGGGUAACCCAGUCAAACCAGGAAACAUAAUAUUUGUAUGGCACAGUUGUCUUGGGAUGAUUUGUACAAUACUAUGUAAACUAUUAGUUGUAUAUAAAAUACCUAAUCCUGUACAUUAAAAUAUAUGAAAUCAA